This is a messenger RNA of Bradysia coprophila, 735 nucleotides long. RefSeq lists its product as uncharacterized. The record is from RefSeq and is a predicted model, not a curated record. Lineage: Eukaryota; Metazoa; Arthropoda; Insecta; Diptera; Sciaridae.
AUGUCUAAGAAAGAGGAGGUAGGACUUCGUAUCAACCCCGAGAAAUGCGAGCUGUUAAUCCGAGAUCCAAACAAAGUCGAAUUGAACGAUGUACCAACGCUUCAAGUGGGCAAACUAAACAUCAAAGUAGUGGAGAAAAUGAAAUACUUGGGCACAUACAUAACCAGCAAUCUAAACCGGCCUUUGGUAGUACGCGACAGAAUCAAAAUGGCAUAUAAAAUUACGCAUUCACUUCUGCCGUUCUUACGCUUGCACAAACUUCCAAUGAACUUAAUAACGAAAAUAUACAAUACCGUUAUCGCACCAGUAGCUAUAUAUGGAUUGAAAGCAUCAACGAUGACACGCCGAAACAGAAUCUCGCUUACAAAUAUGGAACGUCAGAUACUACGAAUUAUGUCCGAUACGUCGAGUGACAAGCCAUCCAGCACGCAACCAAAAAUAAUGCUACAAAAUAAAACGAUAGUCAAAAGGGUGAUAGUUCAACGAAUACGCUACCACCGGCACAUUGAACGAAGACCACACGAUCAUAUUCUUAAAGUCGCGAGACGCUUUCGAAUCAAUAGCAAGUACAAAGUGGGUCGGCCGUGUUUCAUAUGGGAAGACACAUUACUUAAAGAAGCAGCAAAAUCGGGAACCACCGAUCUGUUACCAAAUGUGGGAGACGACGAAUUCGAUAUGAAAGCUGUAGAACAGGCCAUAUACGACGGCAAUAUAUCCGAAGAAGAAGAAGAAUAA